Gamsiella multidivaricata is the source of this 1302-nucleotide messenger RNA. Its product is annotated as mitochondrial carrier domain-containing protein. Bases 86 to 1090 code for a protein of 334 amino acids. The record is from RefSeq and is a predicted model, not a curated record. Gene Ontology annotation, molecular function: transmembrane transporter activity. Lineage: Eukaryota; Fungi; Mortierellomycota; Mortierellomycetes; Mortierellales; Mortierellaceae. Gene Ontology annotation, biological process: transmembrane transport. The transcript has 7 exons.
UCCCAUCCCAUCCCAUCCCAUCCCAUCCCAUCCCAUCCCAUCCCAUCCUUCUUCAUCCCCAUCUCCAGCCUCUUUUCCAUCCCCCAUGGCUCUGCAGCAGCACCAGGACCAACCGGCCCACCUCCCUACCCACUCCACCUCCACCCCCAGCAGCAAGUUCAUCUCCAAGCUCGGCGCUGGGGCUGUUGCGGGUAUCACCGGUGUACUGAUCGUCUAUCCCCUGGACAUGGUCAAGACAAGAUUACAGAAUCAGAAACGAGACGCUGCGGGCAAGCUACAGUACCGAGGCGGGCUGGAUUGCUUUCGCCAGGUCGUCGCUAAGGAAGGUGUCCGUGGACUGUACCGGGGCAUUGUCCCCAAUCUUGUUGGAAUCACCCCCGAAAAGGCCAUCAAGUUGGCCGUCAAUGACUUUUCCCGCGAGUACUGGGCAGCGCAGACCAAUGUCUCCGAGGACCAGCUGGCGAUCAAGUAUGGCAUGUUGGCGGGAGCCACCGCAGGUUUCUGUCAAGUCAUCGCUACCAACCCCAUGGAGAUUGUCAAGAUUCAGAUGCAGGUUGCUGGCUCGCAGAAACUAGCGCCUGGCGAACAACGUCCCACUGCCAUGGGCAUCGUCCGUUCGCUGGGGCUGCGUGGUCUGUACAGAGGCACACCUGCCACGCUGCUGAGGGAUGUGCCAUUCUCGAUCAUGUUCUUCCCUCUCAAUUCAUUCCUCAAGCUGCAGGGCGCAGACAAGGAUGGCAAGGCAUCAUUCUCCGUCGUAUUGGGUGCCGGUCUCGCUUCAGGUGUCGUUGCAGCCUCCGCCGUCACCCCAGCAGAUGUGAUCAAAACCAGACUCCAGGUCGCACGUAAACCUGGUGAGCCUGUCUUCAAGGGCAUCGCCGACUGCUUCCAGCACAUUGUCAGGAAUGAGGGUGUCGUAGCAUUGUUCAAGGGUGUCGUUCCUCGAUCUCUGAUCGUUGCCCCCAUGUUUGCCAUCGCCCUCGUUGUUUACGACCUGCAACAGCGCUUAUUGGGACCAUCCAGCAUUGAGCUUGGCUCCACUCACGCGGCGAUAAACACACCUAUCCUAAUGCUGGACGGCAAAAAGUAGACCAAAGAAGCCGAUCAUACCGCCCAUGCACUCUCCUGAAUUCUCCACUAUUUCUUCAUGCUCACUCCGUCAUCAUACUCCAAGCAUCUAGUUCUCCCCUCUUUGUUCUGUACUAUUUGUUUAGCCCACAUAGACCCGUUGUGAACAUGCGUCUAAAGCAUAGACGCGACUCACUUCUUUGUAGAAUAAUAAAAAAAAAAAUUAGAAACGCG